ACUUCUUUGAAGUUUUAAGUCUCAUUGUCCUUAUCUACAUCUGUUACCCUGUUGAACAGGUGCGUGCCUUGGUCUAGUCAACAAUAUACCGUUUAGUGAAGGACAUCUUUGUAUUAAUAUCUUGCGAUUAGAACAGUGGUUUUCGUUGGAUGGGUUAGGCUGUAGACUUUGGUCAUAAGGGUCCGGUAAUCAAACGUGUCGGCUUGGAGAGUCAACAAAUUAGAGCAUUUCCGGGAGUGACUUUACGGAAGACGGUAGGCUACGUGGCCACCUUAUUUGACAGUUUUGGGGAGCUAUUACUAUGGAAGUGCUGAAAACAGACGUUGACAGCGGGAGCCCCACUUCCCACCAAAAGUGCUCUGACAGCCCGCAGACGAUUACCGAAGAAUCCAGUGAGCGGGUGGAAAUUUCCCCGUCCAUGGAAAGGGCAGAGACCAAUUCGUUCCCUAAUGAAAACGUGGUACCUUGGUCCAUAGACAACAACUGGGGUCUCUCGCAAGAGGAAUUGUUUGAUAUGGCAUCGAUCUUUUUGAAAGAGAAAGAUGGCAAAGCUUUCCAUCCAACCUAUGAGGAGAAGCUGAGGUUGGUUGCCCUGCAUAAACAAUCAUCUCAAGGGCCAUACAACCCUGAUACCUGUCCAGAAGUGGGUUUCUUCGACGUCUUAGGAAAUGACAGAAGGAAAGAAUGGGAAAGCCUUGGCAAAAUGACAAAAGAGGAUGCCGUGGCAGAAUUCAUUAAGCUGAUGAACAUCUGUUGUCCUUUAUUCUGUCCAUAUGUGACAUCCCAUAAGAUAGAAAAAGAAGAACAAGAGAGGAAGAGGAGGGAGGAGGGGGAGCGACUCAGGUUGGAGAGAGAGGAGAUGGAGCGACGACAACAGGAGGAGGAACAGCGCGGCAGGGAAGAACAGAUUCGACAGCAGCGAGAGGAGAAGCGGAGGCAAGAGGACGAGGAGCGGCUACGGAUUGAACAGCAGAAACAGCAGAUCGUGGCAGCUCUGAACGCCCAGACCUCGGUGCAGUUCCAGCAGUAUGCGGCCCAGCAGUGUCCGGAUGAUCCGGAACAGCAGAAGCUCCUCAUUCAGCAGCUGCAAGAGCAACACUACCAGCAAUACAUACAGCAAGCAUACAAGCUACAACUGUCCCAGCAGCAGCAGGCUAAUUUGUGGAAGCAAGAGGCAGAGUCUACUGUCCCCCCUCCAGGCAACAGAGAGCAAAGCGAGACCUGUAAAGCUCCUGACAGUGAGCGUGUGAAUGAUCAUCUGGACACUAAUUCCCCUCCACAGGUAGACCUACACACUGGACCACCAGCAGAGAUCUCAGCCCCAUCCAUGUGGACCAGACCACAUAUCAAAGACUUUAAGGAGAAGAUACAGGAUGAUCCAGACUCCAUAAUCACAGUUGGUAGGGGUGAAAUGGUUACGGUGCGUGUUCCCACCAAUGAGGAUGGCAGCUAUAUGUUCUGGGAGUUCGCCACAGAUCACUACGACGUUGGUUUUGGUCUCUACUUCGAGUGGGCAGACAUACCUGUUGGUCCCAGCAGCAGUGUUACUGCCACGACUGAACCUAGUGAUGAGGACGCGGACAAAGGAGAGCCUCAAGAAGAGACGUUGAAGGACACCCCGACACCUUUCGUAGAGGAGGUAGUGCCCAUUUAUCGGCGAGACAGCCACGAGGAAGUAUAUUCCGGGAGCCACCAAUAUCCUGGGCAGGGGACAUAUCUGCUCAAGUUCGACAAUUCCUACUCCCUCUGGAGGUCCAAGGUUGUCUAUUACAGGGUCUACUACACAGGAUGAGGCCGAGAGCGUAUCCAUGGGAACUGAACCAUUGUCUUCCAGCAUUAUUCAGUUUUUUUUAUCAGAGGGACGUACAAAGAUCCAUGUCCAUAGUAUUUUUACAAAAUAUUUGAAUACAGCUGCUUUUUAAAAAGAAUCUCCCAUUAAUCAAAUGCAGAAUAUUUGGCAAUAAUUUGGCAAUUAAACUGUAAUCUCCAAACACCAAUAGCCUACAUGUUAGAUCAAUGUAUGUUACUUAUUCUCAAGACAGACAAACGAUUACUUUAAUUCAUUGUUCAGUCAAAUCAAUAAUGUACAAUUUGUGUUAUUUUCACAUAUUCUUACUGCUCUUUUAAUGGCAUUCAACAAAAAUGUCAAUUUAGACUUUUGUCCUUUAAAUGAAUGAAUGUGAUUUAUGAGUUUAAUUUGAAGAGAGCAUAACAAUUAUGAAGAUCUUUCAUAGAUUGUAGACACAUCUUAGAAAUGAUGUAACGAUUCAUAUUUAUAUUAUGUUUAUGAAAUUAUGUCACAAUUAAUAUUUAUAUUUAGUUUAUGUUUGAACUUGAAGAGGCUGCUAAUUAUUCAGUGCACUUCAAACAGUGUGGUGUGUGGACCUCAUCUUGAUUUGCAAAGUGAUUACAUUUGGAGGCAACAGUCACAAAGAUAUAUGGCAGUAAUAUUCCAGAACUUUAAAAAGUUUCGAUAGCUUCAUAGGAGUUAUUCAUUUAAUUGUCUUAAAUAACCUUUCAGCACAAACAUGUACUGUUUAUAUUCUCUUAAUAAAGAGCCAUCAGCUGGACUGAUGUAUGGCAGAGCA
Clupea harengus (Atlantic herring) is the source of this 2588-nucleotide messenger RNA. RefSeq names its product Golgi resident protein GCP60. Gene Ontology annotation, molecular function: fatty-acyl-CoA binding. Gene Ontology annotation, cellular component: Golgi membrane. NCBI's taxonomy places the organism in Eukaryota, Metazoa, Chordata, Actinopteri, Clupeiformes, Clupeidae. The record is from RefSeq and is a predicted model, not a curated record.